This is a messenger RNA of Cucurbita pepo subsp. pepo (vegetable marrow), 1194 nucleotides long. The record is from RefSeq and is a predicted model, not a curated record. NCBI's taxonomy places the organism in Eukaryota, Viridiplantae, Streptophyta, Magnoliopsida, Cucurbitales, Cucurbitaceae.
GUUCGUUCUGUAGUUGUGUCACUGUCAUUUCUUCUUCAGGGCUUUUCUUAAACCCUAGAGUCUUCUACUUGCACUGUCGAUGGAGUUUUGGGGUGUUGAAGUCAAGCCUGGUCAGGCACUCGUUGUGAAGCCUGGAAUUCAGCAGUACCUGCAUCUAUCACAGGCGACUCUAGGUGAAAUAAAGAAGGACAAAGCAAAUGAAAACGUGACUAUCUUCUUGAAGAUUGGUGGCCAAAAGCUUGUUCUUGGCAUUCUCUCCGCAGAGAAGUUUCCUCAGCUAUCAUUUGAUCUUGUGUUUGAGAAGGAAUUUGAGCUCUCCCAUAAUGGGAAGGGUGGAAGUGUUUACUGUGCUGGAUACCAGGCUUAUGCCGAGGAUCAAGAUCCUGGCGAUUAUUUUGAUUCUGAUUCUGGCUCGGAGGAUGAAGAACUUGAAUUGCCCCUUGCUCAAAACGGGAAAGCUACCCAGAAGGAGAAGGCUAUUGCCGAUAAAAGUAAUGCUGCAAAGGCUCUGUCUUUAAAGAAGUCAGAUGCAAAGCCUUCGAAACCAAGCAAGGAUGAAGAUGACUCUGAGGAUGACGAUGACUCUGACGAAGAUGAAGAUUUUGAUGAUGAAUCGGAUGAGGAAAUGCUCAAUGCUGACAGUAGCGAAUCUGAUGAUGAAGAUGAUGACACUGAAAGUGAUGAGGAGACACCGAAGAAGGUUGAAGCAACCAAGAAGAGGCCAAAUGAGUCUGCCUCCAAGACGACUCCCCUCCCUGCUAAGAAAGCAAAGUUAGCUUCGCCUGUAAAGACUGAUUCAAAGAAGGGGGGCCAUACUGCCACUCCCCACCCAACCAAGAAGAACGCUAAAACUCCUGCCAAAUCAGAGACCCCAAAAUCUGGUGGGCAGUUCUCUUGCAAAUCCUGCGACAGGUCAUUUGGUUCUGAUGGUGCGCUUCAGUCGCACAGUAAGGCUAAGCACGGGGGUAAGUAAAGGGAACACUGCCAUAUUUUUUUUCUGCAGCUUCUUCAGUACGUUGCUUUCUAAAUAGAUUAGAGUCUCGGCUUAAAUUUUGUGGUGGGUUGGGAUUAUAGGACGAGAAAUGAAUGUGUUGAGUUUGAGGAAGAUGAAUUCAGUUUGAUAAAUGUAUGUUUUCUUGUUUUCUUGUUGUACUUAUUAUCAUUAUUAUUCCGAAGAAUCCUCUUUUUUAUUUU